ACUUACGACGAAGAACAUGAACCUACUUAUUAUCGAGAAGAAGCAAACCGAUAUCUUAAAAAAAGAGCUGAAUUAUAUCAAAAAGCUCAACAGUAUCACCAACGAGGUAUGACAGAAGUUGCUCAAUUUUAUUCUGGUUUAGCAAGUAAACAAACCCUUUACUAUGACAGAGCUAAUAAUAUGGCCGCCACAGCAUUUUUGGAUGAGCAUUCAAAGCGUUUGCAAGAUUUUAAUACUAUCGACUUACAUUUUCUCUAUGUGAAAGAAGCAAUACCUGCUCUAGAUGUAUUUUUAGACCGAAAUAUAAACCUGUUGAAACUUAGCAAUAAUAGACACUCGGAUUACUUACAAAUAAUUACUGGUAGAGGAAAAAGGAGUGAAAACGGUAUUUCAAAAAUCAGACCGGCAGUGAUUUCAAGACUUAAACGAAGGAAUAUAAAAUUCGUUCAGCUCAAUCCUGGAUUGCUGAAAGUCAAAAUUACUAAAACUUGUUUAGUUACAAGUGAACUUCAAAAUGUCUAAAGGUGCUGAAGUAUGAAAUUAUUUGAAACAUGACAAACACAAACAAUAAUAAAACAAUCUAAAAGUGUAA
Molecule: messenger RNA, 592 nt
Organism: Anoplophora glabripennis (Asian longhorned beetle)
Lineage: Eukaryota; Metazoa; Arthropoda; Insecta; Coleoptera; Cerambycidae
Product: NEDD4-binding protein 2-like
Exons: 2
Source: RefSeq, a predicted model, not a curated record